Coccinella septempunctata (seven-spotted ladybird) is the source of this 1332-nucleotide messenger RNA. Its product is annotated as L-lactate dehydrogenase. Gene Ontology annotation, cellular component: cytoplasm. Bases 164 to 1162 code for a protein of 332 amino acids. The record is from RefSeq and is a predicted model, not a curated record. Gene Ontology annotation, biological process: carboxylic acid metabolic process. The transcript has 6 exons. NCBI's taxonomy places the organism in Eukaryota, Metazoa, Arthropoda, Insecta, Coleoptera, Coccinellidae. Gene Ontology annotation, molecular function: L-lactate dehydrogenase (NAD+) activity.
CAGGGAUACCGGCUCGUUACUCAUCGAGACCAACUUUUCACAACAUCGCUUGUAUAAAACACCUUGUCGACAAUGUCAUCCGUUAGUAGACGAUCUAAACGAUUCUGACGUAUACGCAAAGAGUGAUUGAUCCUUGUUUUAUCAGUUUUCGAGGAUAACGAGUAUGGCAGAUACCAAGGAAAAUCUUCUCACAGAAAUAUCAGCACCCCUUCUCGACUCCAAUGAUAAAGUUACCAUAGUUGGGGUUGGUCAAGUUGGAAUGGCAUGUGCUUUCACUAUUUUAACUCAGGGUAUAUCCAGUGAUGUGGUGUUGAUUGAUAUUGAUGAAAAUAAAUUGCAAGGCGAGAUGUUAGAUUUACAACAUGGUUCGCUGUUUUUGAGAAAUCCAAAAAUUGACGCUGGUACAGAUUACGCGAAAACUGCCAAUUCAAAAAUAUGUAUCAUAACUGCUGGUGCUAGACAGAGAGAGGGAGAAUCAAGACUGAACUUGGUACAAAGAAAUACAGACAUCUUCAAGUCCAUUAUACCCCAACUCGUUAAAUAUUCCCCAGAAACCAUUCUGAUGGUGGUUAGUAAUCCUGUGGAUCUUUUAACUUACGUAGCUUGGAAAAUCAGUGGCUUUCCUAAAAACAGAGUGAUUGGUAGUGGCACAAAUUUGGAUUCUUCUAGAUUCAGGUUUUUGCUUUCACAAAGGCUUGGCGUAGCUCCUAGUAGUUGCCAUGGAUAUAUAAUAGGGGAGCAUGGAGAUAGUAGUGUUGCCGUAUGGUCAGGAGUGAAUGUUGCCGGCGUACGUCUCAGAGAACUCAACCCCGAAGCUGGUGCACAAAAUGACAAGGAGAAAUGGAAUGAGAUCCAUAAGCAAGUUAUUGACGGUGCUUAUGAGGUUAUCAAGCUGAAGGGCUACACCUCUUGGGCGAUUGGAUUGAGUGUUGGGUCUAUUGUCAGGAGUAUUCUGCGAAAUUCUUCUGAAUUGCAUGCCAUAUCAGUUAAUGUUAAGGGUUUUCAUGGUAUCGAGGAAGAUGUGUUCCUGUCACUGCCAGCCAUUCUAGGAAAAAACGGAUUAACUAGAAUCGUUAAACAAAAACUGGAGCGUCAAGAAUUAGAGAAGCUUCGUAAUUCAGCCAGUGUAAUACACGAAGUACAAUCAGGAUUAAUUAUUUAGACUAGCCAGUGAAAUUUUGAAAAUGUGUAUAUUUUUUUUAUUUCUAACAAUAUAAAAGUUCUUGAAAUUAUAAUUAAUUUGUCGAGCGGAAAUGUGCAGUACUGUUUAGUUUUAAGGUUGUGAUUUUGUCAAGAUACAUAUGUCGAAUAAAUGCACUUGAUUGUAUGAAA